This is a messenger RNA of Cyprinodon tularosa, 2097 nucleotides long. RefSeq names its product TAP binding protein like (gene tapbpl). The coding region runs from base 254 to 1546 and encodes 430 amino acids. Gene Ontology annotation, cellular component: membrane. Gene Ontology annotation, biological process: antigen processing and presentation of endogenous peptide antigen via MHC class I. The record is from RefSeq and is a predicted model, not a curated record. The transcript has 8 exons. NCBI's taxonomy places the organism in Eukaryota, Metazoa, Chordata, Actinopteri, Cyprinodontiformes, Cyprinodontidae.
UCCAAUGCAGAUCCUAUCUGCGCACCUCUACUCCUUCCGAGUCUAACUUUAUAUUUUAUGACAGCUAAAAAUGUCUAGUUAAUGAUUGGCACAGAUGAGGCGAAGAAUCGGUCCAAAAUCUAUCCUGUGCGUUAGAAAGCCACCAUCAUUAUGACGCGUUUAUAGCUUGGUGAAAUCAAAAGUGAAAGCGUUGUGGUGCAUUCUUUCUUUCAUUUUUUCAGCUAAAAGUAUACGGAUCUUUUCCUCCUUGACGAUGAUUAAAAUAUUAUUUUUCGGAUGCUUUUUGACGUUCGUUAAUGCUGAUGGCUUCGCUGAUGUAGUUCUCUCCUGCUCUCUGGUGGAGGAGGGAACAGGACUGGGAGGAAUGGGAGGUGGCGCUCUCUUCUCCCGAACUCCUGCCACUCUGGUCCUUCGAGAUGUUCCUGUGGGGCCCGAGGAAUCACUUGACACGCUAACUCCAUUUGUUCCCCCCUCCAUCCCUGAUCCCGAUCUCCUCCUGUUUGAGAACAAAGUAUCCUCGCCUGAGAUCCCCAAUGCUGCCCUGUUGCUCCAUGCAGACUGUAACGAGCAGGAGGUGAUGUGUGAGAUAAGUCGUUACACUCCUCGAGGACUUCCGGAAAGUUCUGAUCCAGCAUAUUUCAUGGUUUCUCUGAGUGUGGAGGGACUCGACUUCAGCAUGUCACUCAUUCUUCAAACACUACCAGUUGAUAAAUAUGAGCAGACCUUGACGCAAAACAAGCUCAGUUUACCUCUCAGCCAAUCAGGAACUCUGCUAACUAAAGUGAUAUUCCUGGUAUUCUCCGACAUCAAUUCUGUUUCUGCUCCCCUGAGAGGAGAAGUUCUCCUCCACUGCGGGUUCAAGCAGGAGGAAGCAACAUUAGCACCAGAAGUUGGCCUUGAAUGGCGUCUACAGCACAGAGGGAUAGGCAGGAAAGUGCUUGAGAUGAAGUCAAGGCUAGAUGACACAGAAGGGGCCCCAGUGGUUCAUGGUGAGAGAAAAGGCUCUAUGGUGGAUACUGCUCAGGUCCUCAGUGAGGGGAAUGUCUCCAUGAGUCUGACGGAGCUGAAGGUUGUAGAUGAAGGAACCUACAUCUGUACAGUCAAUCUGGGUCCUUUUCAUGCCCAGCAGGUCAUCCAGCUCCGUAUCAAUCAACCACCACAGGUUUCUCUGUCGGAGGAGAAGUUAGUCUUAAAAAAAACUCCACAGACGUUGAGCUGUCACUGUGCUAAAUACUAUCCAUUAGAUGCAGAGAUGGAGUGGUUCUUUCUCCCUCCGACAGAAACAGAGCCAAAACUCUUCCCACAUCAGGGCUCUCUGAGCAGUCAUCGGCAGCAUGGGGACGGGACAUUUUCCCUGUCCUCUCACCUGUCAGUCCCCCCCAGUUUUUCACCAGGAACCAAGAUUACCUGCAAGGUUUCCCACCCAGCACUGGAUGAUCCACUAUAUAUCAGUAUAGUACUAGAAAGCCCCCAACCAGAUUCCUAUUGGUGGGUUCUUGGUUUCCUUGUCGUCACUGUUCUCUUCUUCUACCAGGUUAUGAAAUAAAACGACUCCCAGAUCACUUCGACUUGAAACUGAGCCUUGAAUAUAAUUUCUUUUGUAAAUGUAAACAUGUUCAGGUGUCAUUUAUUUUGGUUGCUGAAUUUGAAGCUUUUUAUUUCUGGGAUUUGUGGAACUUUUUUAUGCUGUAAUUUGCUGACAGUUUUAGCAAGAAAAGCACUUUCUUUUGCAGAUAAGCCACUGGAGGUUCUUCAUGUCUGUCAUAACUUUAUAUACUUUUAACUCUUCAGGUAACUUAUUUAAAGUAGGAAAGACUGAUCUCUAAGUCGCUAGAACUCAAUUUUCUAAUGGGAAGAAAUAAUAGGACCUUGCACAUCUCUCCUGGGGUUAACUUUAAAUGUCAUUGCAGUAUAAAUCCAACAAAAACAGCAGUCUAGAUUAACCCUUCUCUGAAAUAAAUUAUGUAAGGUAUUUUAUAGAAACUUGAAUGUAAAACAUGAAAAAUCCUGUAUGUUUUUUUUUUGUGUGUGUGUGUUUUAACUGUCUUUUGCCAUUGUUCUCUAUAGAUCAUACGUUUUGCAGAAAUCAACUUGUUU